Molecule: messenger RNA, 657 nt
Organism: Cercopithifilaria johnstoni
Lineage: Eukaryota; Metazoa; Nematoda; Chromadorea; Rhabditida; Onchocercidae
Source: the annotation of a GenBank genome assembly
AUGAAAGGAUUGAAGUCGUAUUUGUUGGACUCAGAAAGUUACGAUAGCGAUGAAGAUAAUAAUCCUGAAGAUCCAUGGGCGAUUGCUCAAAUAGGCCUGUUAAAUAAUCGCAACGUUCCGGUAACAAUUUUUGACGGAUAUGGAGAAUUAAUUAAUGCCGUAUGGAAUGCUGAUGGUCAAGCAAUGCUUCUUCAUGAUAAGAAUCUAAUCUUUCGACAAUAUUAUGGCUUUGUACCAUUGAUGAGCGGUUUAUCUACAACAAUUGAUAUUACGGGUACAAUAACAAUUGAUUUAUAUGGUUCUACAACAAUAAGUUUAUGGAAUAAAAAUGCUGGCAUUAAAAUUAAUUCAACUGUAUUAAUGAAACUUGACGGAAGUAUAAGUUUGGUAUCAUCGAAUAAUCUAAUCGGUAAGGCAACAACUUCAUUGCACACAACCGGUACGGUAAAUAUUCAGUUUGAUGCCGAUUUCUUUACUGUACCUCAUUUGCUUUGCACAACUAUUUCACAUUCAUCAUUUAUCAUCAAGCAUUCGUAUACUUAUAGUAGUACAAAGACUGAAAAAGAAAAACAUAUAUGGAAUAAUUUCACGUUAUCCGGUUCCAGUUUAUGGUUGAACAAGAAAAUAUCUGAUCAUUGCUCUUUGUUAAAUGCUUGA